This is a messenger RNA of Trichoderma gamsii, 1443 nucleotides long. Its product is annotated as DEAD/DEAH box helicase. NCBI's taxonomy places the organism in Eukaryota, Fungi, Ascomycota, Sordariomycetes, Hypocreales, Hypocreaceae. The record is from RefSeq and is a predicted model, not a curated record. Bases 1 to 1443 code for a protein of 480 amino acids. Gene Ontology annotation, biological process: intracellular transport. The transcript is spliced from 4 exons.
AUGGCCGACAACUCUCAAGGGACAGCCAGUCCUAAGAAUGAGCAAAUCUACCCAGAAGUAGGCGAAGACGCCGAGACGCGCGCUGCCCGCCGAGAACUGAAACAGUCCUCCAUAUCUGACCCUCCUGCCGCCGCUCGCGACCUCGGAUCCGAUCCAGUAGAUGAGGGAGCGGCACGCCCCGACACUCCAACCGACCAAGUAUCCGAUGGCCAAGAUGAUAGAUUCAAGGAGCAUGUGCCGUCUCCAAAGAAGAAACGCGCACACGACCAGUUAGAUGGAAGCAUAGACCUCGAAAAUAACGAUACCAACAGUGUUACAUCUACAGAAUCUACCAGAGAUCGAGCUUCCCGGUUAGAGCCAGAAAAAAAACGACAUCGUGAUGAGGACUCAACAAGAGAGGUAUCGAAAUCCUCGUCAACAACAGACCUGCCGCUAGCCACAGAUGAUACAGCAGGCUCCAAAACUUCUCCAGCUAAAGUUUUGCCACAAACGUCUUCCAGCGCUUUUCAAGCCUCAGACUUCGGCAAACUUGCUACUGGAUCCUCGCCAUUUGCGAGUUUGGGCACAACCCAGAGCAGUAUCUUUGCUUCUCCAGCUGCUGCGUCGACUUUACCACCAACCUCUGUGUUCAGCGCCCCGGGAUCACAGCUUCCGCCGUCUACUAUGCCUAAAUUGACUUUUGGAAGUGCUAACAGUGCUUCACCUUUCGCUAGCCUUGCUUCAGGGAUUAAUGGAGCUGGACUUGGCUCUCCAUUCGCAGCCAGCAAAGGUCUGGACAGCUUCGCAUCACCCAUGGCCAAACAAGUUCAGAGCGAAAGGCCUGCAAAGCCAUUUGGAGCUCCGGAGAGUGAUGAAGAGAGUGGAGAUGAAGCAGACGCAGUCGCAGAUGAUGAACCCGAGCCGAGUGAACAAGAGGGAGCUACACCACUAGAGAAGGAAUCGGAGGAGAAGAAGAAGAUCAAACUCCAUAAAGUCGAAGUUGAUGACGGCGAAGCAGGUGAAACAACCCUGCUUUCUGUCAGAACAAAGCUAUUCUACCAUGACAAAGAGGCGGGCUGGAAGGAACGAGGCGCUGGGAUGUUGAAAAUCAAUGUCCCGCAGGGCUGUAUUGAGUUUGAUGAAAAUGGAGCACCUGUUCUUGGAUCAUUUGAUGCGUCCGGUCUUGAAGCUGAUGAAGAGGGGGGUGAAAAGACACAAGAUCAUAAAGUUGUCCGUCUUCUUAUGCGCCAAGAUCAGACACACCGUGUGAUUCUCAAUACCGCCGUUCUCCCGGCUAUGAAUUUCCAAGAAAAGGCAUCGCUCAAAUCUGUGGGAAUACUGUUUACUGCUUUUGAGGGCGAGCAGGCGAAGCCUGUGAGCAUCACAUUGAGGAUGUCGGCUGCAAGCGCUAAGAGCUUCUUAAAGGAGAUUAGCAGUAUCCAGAAAGAACUCCGGGGCAACUAA